AAAUUACAAAAUCGACGAUUUUACGUACGACGUUAGUGUUUAGAAUAAUAUUCGAUUAAUAUUGUUUUCUUCGCGGACUACUUUAAUAAUUUGUAUAGCAGUGUUAUAAAUAUAUCAGAGAAAAUAUUCUAUAGUGUUUAUAAAUAAGAAUUUCUUUGUUAUGUGAGCUUAAGAUAAUUUCAAAUCGAUUUUUCCGGUGAUGUGAUAUUUUCGUUCGUUGUGCAAGAUGAAUCUAUUAUUUGUCUACUGUAAUAUCUUUUUGUAUAUAAUUGUGUCAUGUGAUGCUUCUGGAGCUGAUAUAGCACUUGAUGCUAAGGCUACUUUGCUCCAUCGUAUAGACAGUUUAAAUCUUUUAAUAUAUACAUGUCUCCUUACCCUGACCGUGCUUACAAUUUGGGUGUUUAAGCACCGUCGUGUGAGCUGGCUCCACGAAACGGGCUUGGCUGUAAUAUAUGGUCUUAUAGUUGGUGCCAUUAUUCGAUAUGGAAGCAGUACAAAUGAAAUUACAUAUAUUGAUGCUCAUCCAGAUCCAGAUUCAAAAUAUAACCUGUCUGUGCCCCCAGAUAUGGUUAGGUUCCACUUUCCAGAUAAAUUUCAAGUAACUGGUGAUGGUCCUGUACCAAACAAAACAUAUGCCUACAGCUUUAGAGGUGAAAUUGUUAAUGUAGAACAGAAUGAAAUAGAUCUAAAAGCUACAUUUGAUCCUGAAAUAUUUUUCAAUAUUAUUCUUCCACCUAUUAUAUUCCAUGCAGGGUACUGUUUAAAAAGAAAAUACUUCUUUCGUAAUUUAGGUGCUAUAUUGACUUUUGCAAUGGUUGGGACGGCAUUAUCUGCAUUGGUUAUUGGAUCACUUAUGUAUGGUUUUGUUCAACUAAUGCCAGCAUCAUUGGCAUCAAGCUUCACAUUUUUAGACACACUUUACUUUGGUGCACUGAUCUCUCCAACUGACCCCUUAACUGUUCUCGCUAUUUUCUCACAGCUAAAGGUUGAUGUAAAUCUGUAUGCAAUGAUAUUUGGCGAAAGUGUCCUAAAUGAUGCAGUAGCUUUAGUACUUAGCGGUGCAAUUCAAAACUAUGAGAAGAGAUAUUCAACGGAUGGCGAGUUUGAAAUAACAGCGUUUUUACAAGCCAUAGGCGAUUUUAUCGGAAUAUUCAGCCUUUCUCUCAUUGUUGGAGCUCUCAUGGGGUGUUUCACAGCAUUGAUGACAAAGUUUACGCACGUACGUGACUGGCCACUCCUGGAAUCGGCAUUGUUUGUUCUGAUGUCAUACGCGGCUUUCCUCAUCGCCGAAGUGUGCGAGUUAACAGGUGUUGUAGCGGUAUUAUUCUGUGGUAUCUGUCAGGCCCAUUACACAUACAACAACCUCUCUACGGACUCGAGAAAUCGGACGAAACAAUUGUUUGAAUUGCUCAACUUUUUGGCUGAAAACUUCAUAUUUACAUACAUAGGUGUUUCGAUGUUCACCUUCCCGAAGCACCAUUUUGAUCCCUGGUUUAUUAUUGCCGGAUUUUUGACAUCAACUCUUGGUCGAGCAGUAAAUAUCUAUCCCCUAUCAUUUCUAAUGAAUCUCGGACGAAAACCACCAAUACCCAUGAAUUUCCAACACAUGCUCUUCUUCUCUGGAUUGCGUGGCGCCAUGUCUUUCGCACUAGCAAUCCGCAACACAGUAUCAGAGGCGCGUCAGGCGAUGUUAACAACCACAUCAUUGAUUGUGAUAGCCACAGUUGUACUGCAAGGAGGCGCAGCGACGCAUGCUCUUGCGUACUUGCGUAUACCCACCGGGUACGAACUUAGCCAAGGUCAGAACGAAGAAAGCGACACGUUGCCUUACAGGGAUGUGAGAAAUCUGUACCAGGCCACGGACGUGGGCAACUCGACUGGCCGCAUGGUAGUUAAAUGGGGAAAAGACGAGAGCGGAGUCAUAAUGCCUUGCCACCUUAACUAUGAGGACGAAAGCCAUCGUGAUAGCGGCGAUAGCGGAACUGAGAAAUCCCGGCUGGCUAAGUUAUGGGGUGCGCUGGACUCUCGUUUGCUUAAGCCGCUGCUUACGCACGCAAGACCACCACUAACGGAGACAUUGCCCGCGUUCUUUAGACCUCUAGCGCGGCUUUUGACUACCACACGCCAGUACACACAAGGAGACAAUAAUGGCCUUCGAAGGACCGAUUCAGACUCGGAUCUGUGUAUUGACGAACCACAACCAGUUCCUACAAGUAUAGACCCACAGCUAUCUUUUAGCGUUCGGAAUGGAUAUGGGAAUAUAUAAGUUUAAGCGUUAUCAAUUAUCAUCUGUGAUAUAAAGUCUUAAUAGUUUUAUUAGAAGAAUUUAAGUUUUUUUUUAAUUGCAUGCAGCAACUUUGGCCCGGACUUGUGGAUACAAGGAUUUCUGUUGAAGGUAUCACUGGCAGUAAUAUAUAAGUUAUGAAUUGCGAAAAAUAAGCUCUUUGUGCCACGAAUUUUGUAAUGAGGUGCUGCUCCUCAAUAUAUUAAUUUCUCUAGUGUUGUUAUUUGCAUAAAUAGAGAUUGAACUGGGCAAUUACUUUGAGAGUUGCCUCUGUUGACACUGUAGUACCCAGUAUUCCAGUUCUAUUUUUAAUUCCUUCAGCAGAAAGGUACAAUAUUCCUUAAUGAAAGGCAUGUCAAAAUGACAUGUCUCAUUGUCAUAUAACAUAUUUUACAAUUUGGGAAGCAUCUGGUGUUUACAAACAAACCUGUCUACCGACGCCUAUAUGCCCACCAGGAUGUGGACUCAACAUCAUUGUGGCCUUGUCAACCUAAUGGUCACAUGACAUGGCCACAUGCAUUGCUCAGUACUGCUCUUUUUAUGAUUUAGUUAAAUGUAGGAACUGUCCUUAAAAAAUACUGUUUAAUGUGAAGCAAAUAUGUUUCAAAAACAUAAUCUUCCUUGAGAUUUUAUUACUUAAAUAAAAGGCAAUUUAAAAAAAAUUGUUAUCUGUGCAGUCUCUUUUAAAUAGCUAAGCUUUUAUCUAUGCUAGCACAUUUAAUAGCUUUAUGUGUUGUAAAGAGCACCUGUCACAAUAAAACAUUAUUGGCCCUUUUUAUAGAAGUCAAUCUUUAAAUUUUCAAAAGUUAUUUUCAGUUAUUAAAUCAAAACACAAAAAAUAUCUAAGAUACAAGAUUUUUUUUAAAUGCAAUGGGUUUCCAAAUGACAAAAAGGUUGUAUAUUCAGCACUGCUGUAUUUAUUUUUGAUUCAUGUGAUAUUUAGUUUAUAAAGUCGCUGUUUAAAUGUACUCCAAUUUGAGUUAUUUUGAAUUGAAGUUGUUUCUAUAUUAUAGAACAGUAGUAACAGACAUUUGCACUAUCUUUACAUAUUUCAUUAGAUUGGAUGUACAAAUAGUUUUAUUUUACAACAUUACUACUAGUACAUUGUUUAUAAAUGUAAUUGUCUUAAAUCUUGAAAAACAUAAUUCUCAUAUAUGUAUAUCUAUAAGUAGUUUUCAUUAAUUUACCAUAAACCUAUCACUUUUUUUACAAUGUAAUAUAGCUUUUCUCUUGUCCAUAGACUUGAUUGUCAUGUAUGAGACAAUUCUUGGUCACCAAAAUUUCUAGGAAAAAAUUUGUAAUAUUUAAUAAAAUUUUAUUCAGAAAU
This is a messenger RNA of Pieris rapae (cabbage white), 3611 nucleotides long. It is a transcript of the gene Nhe3, whose product is annotated as sodium/hydrogen exchanger 7. Lineage: Eukaryota; Metazoa; Arthropoda; Insecta; Lepidoptera; Pieridae. Gene Ontology annotation, biological process: proton transmembrane transport; regulation of pH; sodium ion transport. The coding region runs from base 227 to 2266 and encodes 679 amino acids. The transcript is spliced from 16 exons. Gene Ontology annotation, molecular function: sodium:proton antiporter activity. The record is from RefSeq and is a predicted model, not a curated record. Gene Ontology annotation, cellular component: recycling endosome; membrane.